UUCACAAAUGAGAACCAGGAAGUAGUUAGCUCCCUUAUUUUGUAUAUUUUGCUAUCAUAUGAUUUGACAUGAAAAAUGUCAUCAGAAAAGUUCGAAAAUCUAGAAGAUGAUCUGUCUUCAGCUAUAGAUAAACUACGUCCACAUGUUGAGAGUAUUUCAAGUUUCACAGGCGAACAAAAGAAGAAUGCUAUCCGUCAGGCAGAGAAGAAAAUUGAGGAGGCAAAUUUUAUUAUCCAGGAAAUGGAAAAUGAAGCCAAGGCCGCUCCUGUCCAGUAUAGAACACAAAUGUUAGGUCGCCUCAGAACAUACAGACGUAACCUAGAUCAGCUCACAAAAGACUUGAAAAGGAAGAGUGAAUCAGGAUUUUUUCAAGCAGAAAAUUAUGGCUUCGACAGAGAUGAUAGAUUAGAAGCGUCUCAGAGAAGUAGACUGGUACAAGGUCACCAGUCACUGAACAGAGCUAGUGAGAGUAUAGCUCGGUCACACCAGAUAGCUGCAGAAACAGAAGAAAUUGGUACAGAGACACUCGUGGAGCUUGGGCGCCAAAGAGAAGUGCUAACUCGCACUAAAGAUAGGUUACAUGAUACAGAUGCUAAUUUAGGAAAGAGCAGAAAAAUACUGAAAACAAUGGCAAUGAGGAUGAUGACCAACAAGAUGAUAUUAAUUGUGAUAAUUUUGUUAGAACUUGGAAUACUUGGUGGUGUUGUAUAUUGGAAAUUCUUUUCAUAGUAACAUAGUGAAAUUAACUCCUGCAGGGCAAUUAAAAGGAACAUUUGUGUGGCAGAUGUCUGUGAAGUUAGUGACAACACAGUCAGGGAAGUGUUUUCAGUACACAAAUCUCAAAUGAAUACAGUGAGCUGUGCUUCAGUGAAAUGAAAAUAGUUUUUGUUUUCAUUUUCAAAUAAAAAAGAUAGGCUGGUAUAGUUCACUAUUAGAAGUUGUAAAUUUGAAAGAGUAAAUGUUUUUGAUAGGUUGUAUUCAGUACUUGAAAAUUGAUUUAGCAUUUAUUAUGGCAGUCAGUUUGUCAUCUAAAAUGAAAGUUCUUCAUUUUGAUGUAAAUUUUUAGCUAGAUUAUUUGAGCCGCACCAUGAGAAAACCAACAUAGUGCAUUUGCGACCAGCAUGGAUCCUGACAAUACUGUUCCUUUUCAAGGCUAUUGGAAUUAGAGAAACUGUUAGUGAACAGCAUGGAUCCUGACCAGACUGCACGGAUGCGCAGGCUGGUCUGGAUCCAAGCUGGAUGCAAAUGCACUAUGUUGGUUUACUUGAGGUGCAGCUCAAAUUUUGAAGAAUAAGUAUAGCUAUUGGACUCACCUGUGCUUUGAUGUCUGCGUACACAUUCCGAUUUGAUUAAGUUUUUGUAUGUGAGCUGUAUCUCAGGGAAUGGAUUAAAACUUCACACACUUAUUCACUGUGAUAAACUUACUUACAUUGCACAGGUUCAAGUCUACGUUGCUUUCCCCUUUUCGACUUAGCAAUAAUUAAGUUAUUAAGUUUUUGUAUGUUAGCUGGUAUCUCAGUAUCCUCUAAUGGGAAUAGAUUGAAACUUCACACACUUGAUGAUCUGACAUGCAAUGCACAUGUACCAUAACUCUACUUUGCAUUUUCACAAAAUUAUGUCUCUUUUUCGACUUAGUAGUUUUUGUUUGUAAGCUGGUUUCUUAGUACCCACUGAUGGGAAUAGAUUGAAUUUUCACACACUUGUUCACUGUGAUGAUCAGACAUGCAACACACAAGUUCCAUUACUCUACUUCACAUCUUUACAACAUUAUGCCACUUUUCGACUUCUAUAUGGAAAUUUUAUUCAAUUGACAAGGCUGUUGAAUAGCGGAGCAUUGCUGUCCUCCGGCAACUAUUGUUUGUGUUACAGUUGAUUUAAAACAAAAUCAGUAAUAAAUGUGAUUUCUCUUAUUUAUCCAAAAGUCUGCAGAUCACGAAGUUUUCUGAGCUGAUUCUCCUAAUUUUCUUGUUGGAUUUUAACCAGUUUUGGGUCAAAGGUUUUGGAGCAUAUUCAUAAAAACAUGGCUGGAUUUUAACCAUGUUCAUAGCAAUGAUAAAUAACAUGGAAAAGAAUUUGUAAUUUGUAUAAUUUCAUAGUUAAGGUUUUUUUUUGAAGUAUAUUUCUUCAAACUCUGAGCAGGAGAAAAUAGAUUCAAGUGGAAGUAGCAAUAGUAUGCCCUUAGCAUGUACAGAGGUAAUAAAGGUUACUUGAUACAAGUUGUUUUAAUGUAAAAUUCUUGUAUAUUUGUAUAUUAACAGAACAAAAAAUGGGCAGUGGCAAUAUACAGUCUUUGUUCCAGGUUGAAUAAAUGAUAAAAAAAAUUUACGUACCGUAGAUUGGGGGAUUUUUCAUCACUUUUAUUUCGCAUUUAGAAAAGAAAGCAUACAUAUUUGCAUUGUUAAGAAUUCACACUUCCUAUUUAGUUAUAUUGUUCUUAGAUAAUGCUGGGAAUAUUUACUAGAGUUUUGAAUUUGCAUAUUACUCUGGUUGCAAUUAAAAAAACAUUGUGAAUAUUCAGGAGUGUUUUGAAUUUACAUGUUGCUCUGGUGGCAAUUAUAAAUCCCUCGUGAAUAUUCGCAAGUGUUUUGAAUUUGCUUGCUCCUCAGGUUCAGAUAUAAAACAGUUGUGAAAAUAACCCCAUCUACAGUACUGAAAUUUAUGGUGUACCGUUAAAAUUUAUUUUGAGAAUAUAUAGGGACAAGAGCAAAUGAUUUCUUAAGUGCUUCUGUAUUUAUGUUCUCUUAAACUUGUUUCACUUUCCACUCUCAAUAUGGUUGUUAUUUAGAAAAGAAAAGUGUGUCAUAUCAGACAUGUGUACCAAAUGAAGUGCAGGUUUUAGUGGGAAUUUUAAAUAUUCUCAGAUACUCUUACAGUCAAACUUUGUUUGCUUGAACUCGGAUAAUUAGAAUACCACCCUUCACUCAUAAUCAGGUCCCAGCAAAAUCCUGUUAUAAUGUGUUUUGUUUGAUGCCUCAAACUACCGAUAACUCAAGUAAAUUUUGUUGGUUCUGUCAAGUUCAAGCAAACAAAGUUCAACUGUUCAUUAUAUUUAUAUGUAUUCCUGCAUCAUGUCUGUUUUUUUGCAGACUGUUUCAUUUCUAUAAUUUUUGCUUCGAGUUUAUAUCUUUCAGGAAAUCUAUUGGUGUAUGAUGAACUUGACUUGGAAUAUAAUGUUAAGUUUAAUUGUUUGUAUGCAUUAAUGCUUGUUGCUUAUGUACUUUUUUAAAAUUAUCUUUUCUGAUUUACAUCAGUGUGGAAAUUGGCCUCUGGAGCUAAAGAAAACCCUCAAAAAAAAAAACUGCUUCUCUUUGAGAUAAAUUUAAAAUUUCAGGCAAAAAAGCAGUAUAUAUCCACAGAGCAAACACUUAAGUAUUUGCUUUUAUAUUUAUACAGGUUUAAAGUAUGAAAAUUUGAUUUGAAGUAUUUUGCAGGUUAUUUAUAUUAAUAAUUUUAAAUAUCACUAAAAGCAGUAUUGAAAGAUUUAAUAGUACAAAAUUUAAUGUGCAUUUUUAAAUCAACAGUGUUAAAGAAUAGUUUCUUAAUGCAGGUACAUGUAUUUCGAGGUAAUGAAUAUAGUUGUUUAUAUUUUGUAAAUACAAAGAUAUUUAAAUAAAACAAUGAAAUUUCAAGAA
This is a messenger RNA of Mercenaria mercenaria, 3632 nucleotides long. Its product is annotated as vesicle transport through interaction with t-SNAREs homolog 1B-like. Gene Ontology annotation, biological process: macroautophagy; Golgi to vacuole transport; intracellular protein transport. The transcript is spliced from 7 exons. The record is from RefSeq and is a predicted model, not a curated record. Bases 76 to 729 code for a protein of 217 amino acids. Gene Ontology annotation, cellular component: SNARE complex; endoplasmic reticulum membrane; ER to Golgi transport vesicle membrane. Lineage: Eukaryota; Metazoa; Mollusca; Bivalvia; Venerida; Veneridae. Gene Ontology annotation, molecular function: SNAP receptor activity; SNARE binding.